Molecule: messenger RNA, 2022 nt
Organism: Micropterus salmoides (largemouth bass)
Lineage: Eukaryota; Metazoa; Chordata; Actinopteri; Centrarchiformes; Centrarchidae
Gene: ccnq
Product: cyclin Q
Exons: 5
Coding region: 197-970 (257 amino acids)
Biological process (GO): regulation of transcription by RNA polymerase II
Cellular component (GO): nucleus
Molecular function (GO): cyclin-dependent protein serine/threonine kinase regulator activity
Source: RefSeq, a predicted model, not a curated record
GCAACAAAUCAGGCUCAUCCAGAUAACUUUAGCACUUUUGAAGUUUUUGAGCGUUUUCUAAAUUUGAAACACACACCAACCCUGCUGCAGCCCCGGGUGAAGCAGCAGUAACUAGUUGCCUUCUUGUUAGCCCUCUAAGAGUCGUUUUUGAAACGUUAACAGAAAACGUGAUAUUCCUGUUGAUGGUCCGUGCGCCAUGGAGGGUCCGUCCUCUCGUUUACCUGCCGCCAGAGACAGACCGCAGUGUCUGGCGGGCAGGAGAGACUCCGGCGGGGAUGCAGAGUCUGACCCUGCCCGGGACAUCAAAACACACUUUCGCGUCUGUAGCUUCAUUAUGGAGACAGGAGUGAAGCUGGGCAUGCGCUCGGUGCCCGUGACCACAGCAUGUGUGUUGUACCACCGUUUCUUUGAGCGUGUCAGCUUGCGUGCGUAUGAACCCUACUUGGUGGCCAUGAGCUGUGUGUAUCUGGCUGGCAAAGUGGAGGAGCAGCACAUUAGGACCCGUGACAUCCUCAACGUGAGCCACAGGUAUCUCAACAGUGGCAGCGCUCCUCUAGAAUGUGACAAGGAGUUCUGGGACCUGAGGGACAGCGUGGUGCAGUGUGAGCUCCUCAUCCUCCGACAGCUCAACUUCCAAGUCUCCUUUGAACACCCUCACAAGUAUUUACUCCACUACCUGCUGUCUGUGAAGUCGCUCGUGAACCGCCAUGCUUGGGCUCGGACCCCCAUUGCUGAGACUUCCUGGGCAUUGCUUAGAGACUGUUACCACGGAGCCAUGUGCAUCCACCACACACCUCAACACAUCGCCAUAGCAACGCUGUACCUGGCUCUGAACAGCUACGGCGUGGAGGUGCCCGUCGGGGAGAAAGAGUGGUGGCAGGUGCUGUGUGAGGACGUAACCAAAGCAGACAUCGAUGCCGUGAUCUCGGACCUUCUUCUACUCUACGACUUGGAGGCCAAGUGUAUCUGAAGGACACACCGCACAUGGGAGACGCAUGAGAGUUCUUUGUGUAUAUGUGAGUGUAUUUACUCGUGUGUGUGUGUGUGCGUGUGUUGCAGCAUGCAAGUGUUAGGGUUCAGGUGCGUUUGUGUACAUGUGUCUGUGUCUGUAUUGGUGUGAAAGAGAGGAACACUUUGUAUUGCCCCAGUUAAUCUGUGAGCUGUGACAAAAACACACCUGCACUACUGAUUCCUGCCACCCUGGGGAGACAUUUCUUGCUUUCUGGUCUCAGCUCUCUCGGCCCUGCAGAAUACUGAUGUGCUCUGUAAGAUAUCAUCAGCACCAGGUUUCUCAAAAACAUCCCAGCCCUCAGCACCACAAAUCUCUUCACACUCCACACAUAACAUGUUUUAACUACAAGUACCACGGCAUAGAUUUGAUGGGAAAAUCUAAUGUUCAUCUGACAGUUGUUAUAAACUGUGCGUUCAUUGAUAAAUAAAUCUGUUAAAUUGCAUGAGAAUAGUGACCUUAAGUGGGUCAUUAUUAGUAAAAGGCAGUAUCCCAACACAUUUCUGCAUUAGGAUAAUAACUUGACGAUAACAUAAUUGCAGUCAAGUCUUGAUUGUCUGAUUAGAAUCCACCUUGCUGCAUAAAUCUGCAUAUUAACAAGGACAACUGGAUUUCUGUAUGUCCUUAUGUAGAACUCAUCUUGAUAUUGCAUAUAUUGUAUAAAAAGUAUCUUCACAUUAUACAGAAUGCAGUAAGUGUUAAUAUAUCAUGGUGAUUAUAGUGAGGGUAUUUGUUACCUCAAGUGCCUCUUGGUUUAUUAAGUCUUGUGGUGUUUUUGCAGUGCUGCCAUUCCCAGAGAUCUUUUCAUGGAUUAGUUAAAAGACAGUUUGCAGAUGUGAAAAAACAUAUGAGGAUAUGAUCUGCUGUAUGUUUUAGACUGCUGUUAAAAUGACAUUGUUUUAAUUUGGACUGUGUAUUGUUUGAAAUGAAGUCUGCUCUAUCCUGUUUCAGGGAUAUGUCUGGUGACAUUCUGUAUUUUCUUCUUCUCAAUAAAUCCCAUGAAAAGACCAAAA